AGUGCUAAUUACUUCGUUUCUUGCAGCAGUUCUUUGCAUUUCUCUUUUUCGGCUUUAAAGGUUAUCUAAAAUCAUUUUUCUUGAUUUUCAAUUCAAAGUCCCCAGUGUUAUUUGCAGCUUUGGCACAGUAUUUUAGUUUUAAAAAUUACUUUGAUUGCUCACUUAAUUCAGGCUUAUGUUGUUAGCUGUAACCAGGAACUGCCUAAAAAGUCACAUGUAUGGAGCAUGGUUUUUAUUGCAUAGAGAAUGAUGUACAUAGUUUGAUUAAAGAUGCUUGCUGUAGAAUUAAUGAGAUGAUGCAGAAUUUCCAUUUCUUUCUAUUUUGAAUCAGAGGAUUGACUAAGAGGAAUUCAACUGCAGGGAAGAGUAGAUUCAAUUUUGUUUGGCUUGCGUGAUCCGAGUUUAGAAAUUUGAGUAUGGUAGGACUUGAGAUCAUACCAAUAGGCACAAUUUUGGCAGUGCUAACCAACCAGGUCUUGAAAACGGCUCAUGCAGCGGCCGAUGUUCUUAUAGGCAAAGAAAGUUUCAAGAUCCUCUCAAAACACCUCUUUGAUAUUGAGCCUGUUCUGAAAGAACUACAGCUUCAAGAGCUCAAUGAAUCUCAAGCUGCAAGGGCUGCUUUGGAAUCACUAGAGUCAGAUGUCAAAAGGGCUAACAAUUUGGUCGAAAAGUACAGGAACCGUGGCAGAUUCUAUCUUCUGGUUAAGUGCAGAUACAUAGUUGGGGAGGUUGAGCAAGUCACAAGAGAUAUUGGCAAGUCUCUGGCUGCACUUUCGCUUGCGAAUACUGAAGUCCUAACAAGAAUCUCUGAUCAGGUUGAUAGGCUGCAGAAUGAGAUGCAAAGAGUGGAGUUUGAGGCUUCGCGGUCGCAGCUUCAGAUUGUUGAGAAGUUGGAUUAUGCACUUAGAGAACAGAAACUCGAUCAGGCUUUCGCAAAUGACAUGCUUGAGGAAAUAGCAAGAGCCGUUGGCGUGCCUGUGGAGCCUUCAGAGAUAAGCAAAGAAUUAGCCAGCAUUAGGAAGGAGAAAGAAGAAGCUGCAAGCCGGAAAGAGCGAGCCGAGUACAUUUUCUUGGAGCAGAUCAUUGAGUUACUCUCUAGAGCUGAUGCAGCAAGGGACUAUGAAGGAGUGAAGAAACAAUACUUUGAAAGAGUUCAAGUCAUAGAAAGGUAUGAUUCAAGGGAAAGAUAUAUCUUACCACUCAAUCCUUUCCUCUGCUCGAUAACCGGCGUGGUUAUGGUUGAUCCUGUUAGCCUUUGUACUGGUACUACAUGUGAGAGAUCUGCCAUUGAAGAUUGGUUUCACAAUGGGAACCGAACAGAUCCAGAAACAAACGAGGUUCUUGAAGAAACUACCCUGAGGUCUAACAUUCCACUAAGACAAUCCAUAGAAGAAUGGAGAGAACUUAAUUAUUGUCUUGUUAUAAGGUCUAUCAAGGAAAAUCUGAUCACAAAUUAUGAUGUGCAUGAGUCUUUGAGCCUAAUUCAGGCCCUUAUGAGAGAAAAUUCAAUUAACAAGGAUUGGAUUUCUAUUGGAGGGGUAACGGAUGUUGUUAUCUCUAUCCUUGGAAACUCUAAUUAUAAAGAAGCCAAGUUGAAGAUUCUGAUUACUCUGAAGGAUGUUGUAGAGGGACAUGCAAGAAACAAGGAGAAGGUGGCUGAAUCUCAAGGAUGGGAUCAGAUUAUUUGCUGCUUAGGGGGUGAUUCUAGCACUUCAAAGGCAGCAAUCGAUCUGCUGUACGAGUUGCUUCAAGGGCGGUCCGGUUGGAACAAAAGCUUUUGCAAAAAACUCUCUGAGAAUCAGAAUGCAAUUCCUUUCCUUGUCACCUUUCUAAAGGGAUCAGACAACGAUUCAGCCGGGGCAGCAGAAAAGAUUUUGAUGGAAGUUUUCAAAAUAAAUGAGGAAAGUAUUACAACUGCUGCUAGAUUUGGCUGGUAUAAACCCCUCGUUGAUCGCAUGAUUCAAGAACCAGAUUCGAGACUAGGAAUGGCGAAAGGCAUAGUAAGCUUGGAGUUAAACCUGUUAGAGUUGAAAGAACUUGGUGAGGAAGGUGUUAUACCUCCUCUUCUAGAAAUGCUAUGUGGAAGCAUUGAAUCAAAGGACUUGUCACUAUCAGCACUGGUUAAACUAGCAGGAUGUCCUCCAAACAAGAGAAUAAUUGCAGAAUCUGGAGGUGUUCCUUUGAUUCUAGAUCUAACAUUCUCAACGCGGAUGAGGACAUUCAUUACUAUCAAAUGCUGCGAAAUCCUGGAGAAGCUUUCCUUUGAUGAAGAUGGAAUAGACUUGUUUGUUGACAGAGAAGGGAAUCAACUUGAGUUAGAUUCCAUCAUCACCAAUUUGCUAGCAUUGCAGCAGAGUUUCAACACUGGAUACAAUUUUCGCAAGCCUGCGCUGCGCGCUCUUUUAGGCAUUUGCAAGUUUGAGACUGAUUUAAUUAAGAAGGCAAUUCUUGCAGCCAAUAGUGUCUCUCUAAUUCUUCCACUUCUUGAUGACUCUGAUUCAGAAAUCCGAGAAACUGCAAUAAACUUGCUCUUUUUAUUCUCCCAGCACGAGCCGGAUGGAGUAGUUGAGUAUCUCUUCAGGCCUAGAAGGCUAGAAGCCUUGAUUGGUUUUCUUGAAAAUGAUGAGAAUGACAAUGUGAGGAUGGCUGCGGCCGGAUUACUUGCAAACCUGCCUAAAUCAGAAAGAGAACUCACUAUGAAGUUGAUUGAAUUAGGUGGACUUGAUGCUAUAAUAAGCAUAUUGAGAACUGGUACAAUGGAAGCCAAGGAAAAUGCUCUGAGUGCACUCUUUAGAUUCACUGAUCCUACAAAUAUCGAGUCGCAGCGCGAUCUUGUUAAACGAGGGAUAUAUCCUCUACUUGUCAACUUUCUCAACACUGGUUCUGUCACAGCAAAGGCAAGAGCAGCAGCAUUCAUUGCUGAUCUAUCAAUGAGCACUCCAAAGCUCACAAUUGUUUCUAAAUCGCCCAGCUGCUGGUUUUUCAAGUCGUCACGAGUUCCCUUAUGCUUGGCGCAUGGAAGCAUAUGCAGUGUUGCCACCACAUUCUGCCUUAUUGAAGCAAAUGCCUUACCUGGAUUGAUCAAAUUACUGCAUGGAGAGGUUCAUGCUACUGCUUAUGAAGCAAUUCAAACACUUUCCACAUUGGUUUUGGAGGAUUUUCCUCAGAGAGGAGCCAUAGUCCUGCAUAAGAACAAUGCAAUAACACCCUUGUUGGAGAUUCUGAAUUGGGGUUCUGAUUCUCUCAAAGCUGAAGCUCUAGGACUAUUAGAAAAGGUCUUUGUGUCAAAGGAAAUGGUGGAGUAUUAUGGAACAACAGCCAGGUUGAGGCUAAUUGGAAUCACUGGCAUGAAUAUCUAUGGAGAUGGCCACCUUAGAAGGAAGGCUGCUAAGGUACUAUCUUUGCUCGAGCGAUAUUCGAGGUCAUCGUCCUCUGCAAUCUCCGGUGUUCCGGAGUGAAAUUCAUUUGCCACUUGGUGUUUUGGAGGGAAAAUGUUGGAACAGAUAAAGGACUUCAGUUUACACUUCAAACUUUUCCUUUAUCUGAGUUCAUGUUACCUCAUUUUCUUUCUUGCAGUUUGUCUGUUUAUAAAUUUUCAAGUCCAUUAUGUGUAAUGUGUACUACAACUUAGAAAUCAAGGAACUUUUAUUUAAAAGUAAAUUCCUCAACUUGAAAAUUUUAAUUAGUCUCCAAAUUAAAUCUGCUAGAAGUGUAGAUGAUCAAAUGUGAUAUUUGUACUUUCCUC
Molecule: messenger RNA, 3745 nt
Organism: Arachis stenosperma
Lineage: Eukaryota; Viridiplantae; Streptophyta; Magnoliopsida; Fabales; Fabaceae
Product: U-box domain-containing protein 43-like
Exons: 3
Coding region: 417-3458 (1013 amino acids)
Biological process (GO): cell surface receptor signaling pathway; protein ubiquitination
Molecular function (GO): protein binding; ubiquitin-protein transferase activity
Source: RefSeq, a predicted model, not a curated record